This is a messenger RNA of Nipponia nippon (crested ibis), 1812 nucleotides long. NCBI's taxonomy places the organism in Eukaryota, Metazoa, Chordata, Aves, Pelecaniformes, Threskiornithidae. The record is from RefSeq and is a predicted model, not a curated record.
AUGGGAAGUGAGGCUGAGGCCUCAAGCGAGGCAGGCGAGAGCGGGCAGACUAGGCCGCGGGGUUGGGGAGGAGGGACGGAAGCAGAGGAAGGGCACGGACCAGGCCCCAUCCCCACGCAGAAGAGCACAGAAACGGAACAGGACCAAGCACGAAGCCAAACCGUAACGGGGGUGGAGACAAGGAAAAAGCCCCGUCCCAAGACAGCGAGGAUGCGGGCGCAGAAUAGGACAGGACGCGACAGAGACCCGACCGGGCCAGGCCGCUCCCCUCCCCCACCCAGCUCCCCACAGCCGCCGCGUCCCACACAGAAGGAUACCGCUCUUCCCUCCUCAGCCGCAACGCCCACACCGGCCUCUCCACAGAGGCGAGCGAAGCAGACACAAAAUGGCCGCCACGGUCCUCCUGGCCCCACCGCCUCCGAGCUCCCAGCAUGCACCGCGGCGCGGCGGGCGGGGGCUGCCCACGUGACGGGCUCCGGCUGCCCCCACCGCCCCUUGGGCUCUCCCGUCGUGCCUCGUGGGGCGCCCGGCCGCCAUUUUGUCCCAGCCGCCGUGGCGGGCGGCCGUCGGAGUCGUGAGCGGGUGGGGUCCCUGUGGCACCGCGUUGUGUUUCCCGUCUCCGUGCUUAAUGUGAAGGAGAAACUUGUUUUUUCCCUACGAGAUCAGACCGGGCAAGAAGCCGUUAUCUCUUAUGCAGCCCGCCCCGGGCAGUGGCUUGGUGGCGGUUACAUGUGCUGUAAAAUCGAUCAUGAGAACGGCUUGAUUUUCAGAUCCUCGCAGCAGGGAGCAGGCAGCGGGGAUGGCAGUCCCAGCAGCGCGGCGGCAGAGACACCAUCCAGUGAAGACUUCAGCCUCUCCUUGCUGGACACUAACUUACCAGCUGAAGCGGAGACUGAACUGCGCAGUUUUAUUGCUAAGCGUCUUACUAAAGGAGCCCUCUUUGAAGGAAUGGGGAAUGUAGCAUCAGUGGGGCUGAGCAUACCAGAAUAUAAAGUUGGUUGUUAUUACUGUUGUUUCCAACACGAAAAUCUUUUAGAAACGGCAACACUGGAAUCGGACAUCAAUGCUCCAGAAUAUGUGGUUUGUUUCUUAGGUGGCUCAGAGAAAGGUCUGGAACUUUUCAGACUUGAGCUGGACAAAUACAUUCAAAGUCUGAAGAUAAACCUUGAUUUGGAGCAAAAAACCUUGGAGACCUGUGUUAACCCCUACUUGAGAAGCUGGUUUGAGAAUGCCAUAUGCCCUAUUCAGAGAGUAGUACAGCUCUUCCAGGAGAAGCUCGCCUUUUUGUUACAUGCUGCUUUGAGUUAUACUCCUGUGGAAGUAAAAAACGCAGAUGAAAGAACAGAAAAAGACAUUAGCAGGUUUCUGGCAGCUGCCAGCCUCCAAGGACUUGUUCAGGAAGGCACGAUGACCUCCCUGUGUAUUGCCAUGACUGAGGAACAGCACAAGUCGAUGAUUAUAGACUGUAGUGGACCUCAGCCUCAGUUGCAUAACGCAGGAAGCAACAGAUUCUGUGAGGACUGGAUGCAUGCUUUUGUGAAUGGCACUGAAGGUGGAAAUCCAUUUCUCUUCCGGCAGAUUUUGGAAAACUUUAAAUUGAAGGCUAUACAAGACAUUAACAACCUGAAGAGGUUUAUCCGCCAGGCUGAAAUGAACCACUAUGCCUUGUUCAAGUGUUACAUGUUUCUAAAGAACUGUGGCAGCGGAGACAUCCUUUUGAAGAUUGUUAAAGUAGAACAUGCAGAAAUGCCAGAAGCCAGAAGUGUAGUGACCGUCCUUGAGGAAUUCAUGAGAGAAACAUCAGUGGCUUAA